Molecule: messenger RNA, 3873 nt
Organism: Lampris incognitus (smalleye Pacific opah)
Lineage: Eukaryota; Metazoa; Chordata; Actinopteri; Lampriformes; Lampridae
Gene: mapk6
Product: mitogen-activated protein kinase 6
Exons: 9
Coding region: 1408-3684 (758 amino acids)
Biological process (GO): protein phosphorylation; intracellular signal transduction; cell surface receptor signaling pathway
Cellular component (GO): cytoplasm; nucleus
Molecular function (GO): ATP binding; MAP kinase activity
Source: RefSeq, a predicted model, not a curated record
UCACACAUAAGAUUGCGCAUGUAUCGCGUUUUAUUUGGUUUUGAGAGAAAGACAAACCUAGAAAAAAGGAGAAUGAGAAAGAGAGUGACAGAAAAAGAGAGCGACAGAGACGGGAGAGAGAGGUGUUGGCAGUGGACUGCAAUGGCACUUGGUCUGACACACUGACAGGCCAAGCCAUACACAGAGCAGUCUCCUCCCCUCUCUGGCCGGACCUAUAUUAACUCUCCAUGGAGCUCCACCUCACAACCAGAGGCACAUGGAGUGGGAUAACACAUCACUGAGACUCUGAGAAUACAUACCCAUACCAACUCACACAUAAUGUACCACUCUAUACUGACUACCUCUACAUAAUACUGGACUGCAUGGGUGGGCUGCACUGACACCUCUCUUCUGGUCCGGCUGUGGGACUAGUGGUUUUGGAUGUAUUUUCUCCCACUUUGCUGUAUAUAACUGUAUGGACUGUAUUGCACCAUGUUGCUCCAGACAUCUCUGAAGGAUUCUGACCAUGACCUGCGGAGGAAGAUAAGCAACAGACCUAUGCUGCAGAUUAAUGCCAGCUGUUUGAGAAGAACGAUUAAAGUCAGCUGAAAAUUGGAAGAAAACGAAAUAAAACCCACUACAAAAAUUGAUCUCUAUAGGCGGAGGCCCAUCUGCCAGGUUAUGCCCAAGUAAAAUGGAGGAUAGUUUUGAUUGCGACUGUGGCGAGCUUGAGCCACCUGAUCUCUGAGAGUGAAAAAACUCUGUGAAGACUCAAGGCCUGACUCAUUUCAGAUAUUUAGAUCAAUUGGAUUAUUAAGAAAAUAAAGAUAUAAAUAAGUCAAGGCAGUUUUAUUUGUAUAGCCCAAUAUCACAAAUUAAAAAUUUGCCUCAAGGGGCUUUACAGCAAAAAAAAAAAAAAGAAAGAAAAGAAGAUUAAAACAGUGCUUUGUGGCACAUUAGUAUGGAGCUGCUCAGGACCAGUCAUACACUGAAUGUAUCUGCACUGUGAGGAUGCAACUAGAUGCUUUCAAAUUAUCUCAAAAUCUCAGUGCUUUUUAAUUGGCCUCAAAUUCCAUUCCAUCACAGUCUUUAAAAAACAACUUUGCUUAGGAACGGUUAAAAGAAUCCCAACACUGGGGAUUGGAGAAGGAUUUCAUUUUAAUAGAAUUGCUUCCCUUACAUAAAAUGGCGAGAUGUUUCAUCUACACAUUAGUGCCCUAUAUAUGACAGUUGGGGCUUGACAGGGGGAAAUUAGUCGUUCCGUGUAGGAGUUGGUUAAUUCGGCCUCCAAAGUAGUGGGGGGAUCGGCUAAAAUUCUCUGUCAGUAUUCCAUUGAACUUGAACACAGACCAGAGGCUCAACAUCAGAGGUGCAGGAGCCAGGAAUCACUUGGAAGUAAAGAACUUAGUGUUAAGGUCAAAAUUCAGCAUGGCAGAAAAGUUUGAGUCAUUGAUGAACAUCCAUGGCUUUGACCUGGGCCCUCGCUACAUGGACUUAAAGCCUCUGGGCUAUGGAGGCAAUGGCCUGGUGUUCUCAGCAGUUGACAUAGACUGUGAUAAGCGUGUUGCCGUGAAGAAGAUUAUCCUUACAGACCCCCAGAGUGUGAAACAUGCCCUCCGGGAAAUCAAGAUUAUAAGGCGUCUCGACCAUGACAACAUUAUUAAGGUGUUUGAGACUUUGGGGCCCAGUGGACGUCGACUAACGGAGGAUGUAGUGUCCCUUACAGAGGUCAACUCUGUUUACAUUGUGCAGGAGUACAUGGAGACAGACCUAUGUCAGCUGCUGGAAAGGGGGCUUCUGUCUGAAGGCCAUGCAAGGCUCUUUAUGUACCAGCUCCUUAGGGGCCUCAAGUACAUCCAUUCCGCCAAUGUGCUGCACCGUGACCUCAAACCUGCUAACCUGUUUGUCAACACAGAGGACCUGGUGCUUAAGAUCGGAGACUUUGGUCUGGCUCGCAUCAUGGACCCACACUACUCUCAUAAGGGCCAUCUUUCUGAAGGUCUGGUCACCAAGUGGUACAGAUCCCCUCGCCUGCUGCUCUCUCCCAACAACUACACCAAAGCCAUUGACAUGUGGGCCGCUGGCUGCAUCUUUGCUGAGAUGUUGACAGGGAAAACCCUUUUUGCAGGGGCCCAUGAGCUAGAGCAGAUGCAGCUGAUCCUGGAGUCCAUCCCUGUACUGCGAGAAGAAGACAGACAGGAACUUCAUAGUGUCAUCCCUAUGUUUGCGCGCAACGACAUGUCCCAACCGCACACGCCACUGGCCAAGAUGCUACCUGACAUUAGUCCCCAGGCCCUUGAUUUUCUGGAGAAGAUCCUGACCUUUAACCCUAUGGACCGCCUGACUGCGGAGGAAGCCCUGGCCCACCCCUAUAUGGCUGACUACUCCUUCCCCCUGGAUGAGCCUGUCUCUCUGCAUCCCUUCCACAUUGAGGAUGAGGUUGAUGACAUUCUGCUUAUGGACCAGAGUCACAGCCACACCUGGGACAGGUAUCACGACAGCCAGUUGUCAGAGGCUGACUGGCACUUGCACAGUACCCACGACCCAGAGGAAGUCCAGGUUGAUCCACGGGCCCCCUCUGAUGUCAUAGAUGAGGAAGAGGUCCAGGUCGACCCCCGCAAGUAUGCUGAUGGGGAGCGGGAGAAGUUCCUGGAUGAACCAUCCUUCGACUAUUCCUCUCUGUUCCCACCAGAGCGAUCAUGGCAGGAGGACCACCAUGAGAACAAAUACUGUGACCUGGAGUGUAACCACACAUGCAACUACAAGGCUGUGUCACCUUCCUACCUGGACAACCUCAUCUGGAGGGACAGUGAGGUCAACCACUACUAUGAACCCAAGCUCAUCAUCAACCUCUCCAACUGGAAGGAGCAGCAGAGCAAGGAAAAGGCAGACCGCAAGGCCAAAAGCAAGUGUGAGAAGAAUGGGUUAGUGAAGGCUCAGAUAGCCCUGCAGGAGGCUGAGAAGACCCAAGGACCGGCAGGGAAGGACCGCGAGCAGGAGAAACACCAGUCUCAGGCUCAGAGCCAACAAAACCAAGGCUUUGAUUUUGACUCUUUCAUCGCUGGCACCAUCAAACUAAGCCUGCAGCCAGAGCCCUGCCCAGAGGUGGCCGUCCUGAGUGAGGUGGGCCUCCUCAAUGAGCUCAACUCCUCUGUCUCCCAGCUGGAAGCUCCUCGCUCGGGCUCCAUGUCUAAGUCCAUAAGCCAAGAGAAGGAGGAGAAGUGCCUGGUGAACCUCGCACAAUUAGGUGGAGGGGGGCUGGCGGUAGUGGAUGGGGAUGGGGUCCGACCUGCAUACCCUUGGGAGAGUUUUGGUGGCGGGGAGAGAGUAGGGGAGAAUGGCUGUUGGAUAGAUGAAGCGUGCUGGGACAUUCGCAAAGAGGACCAGCUCCAGAGAGAGAGCACGUACACCAGCUACCUAGACCGUCUGUUCAGCCGGAAGGAGGAGGGAGUAGGAGAAACCCUGGCCAGCCCGGAGCCAGAGACCUCAGAGGGGAGGGAGAGGGAACUGGAUGACAGCUUCUUAGGCAGGAAUGGAGAGAUCAUGUUUAACAUGCAGCUGAACUCUCUGGACUUGCCUGGUUUUGACAGCCCAGAAGACUUGCCUUUAAAAUCCAUCCAGGCAUCCCUCACCCCCUCUGCUGUCAAAUGCUCCCCACAAAUUGCCCACAAAACAUACAGCAGCAUCUUCAAGCAUCUGAAUUAAAAAAAAUUUAAAAAAAAAAUUUAAAAAAAAAACAAACUUAAAAGGUGACCUCCUUCACAGUGCAAAAUAUUGUUGUUGUUGUUUUUUUUUAUAUAAAAGUAGUAUAUUAUUUUACUUGAAUCAUUUCAUACCUUUUUUUUAAGUAUGGUUAUGUUUUAAUUAAGACUUCUUUUCUUUUCUUUUUUUUUU